Messenger RNA from Apis laboriosa (Himalayan honeybee), 4221 nucleotides. It is a transcript of the gene Kua, whose product is annotated as plasmanylethanolamine desaturase. The transcript is spliced from 6 exons. The record is from RefSeq and is a predicted model, not a curated record. Lineage: Eukaryota; Metazoa; Arthropoda; Insecta; Hymenoptera; Apidae. Gene Ontology annotation, molecular function: oxidoreductase activity. The coding region runs from base 1397 to 2320 and encodes 307 amino acids.
AAUUGUGUUAACAAUUGUUUUUUUAUAAUAAUCAGUUAACAAUUUAUAUUUAAAUUUCUAUGGGAAUAUAAUAAUGACUUUAAUAAAUGGAAUAUGCAAUUUCAAAUAAUGAAGUGAAUGAAAGUACAAUCGUAAUUAUUCUACCUCAACUGAACGGAAUUCUUCUUAUGUCUAGAAGUGGUAACAUCAGGGAGGGUAACCGCAUGACGGCGCCACGAGAGCGUCGCGACGCGAGCUACGGUCGUCAGGCGGCGCCGGUCGUUCGUCACGAAACGAGGCGGGGUUGCAGAAGUUCUCGUAUGAAAGAAAGAAAGAGGCAGCCAAUUCUCGUGAUGUGAACUCGAGCAAAAGAGAAAGAACUGAGGAGAAUCGUGAACAGAACGGUGUAAGACAUACGGCGAAACUAGCGCCUCUGUUUGUACGCUCUCUUUGUUACUUUUGUAUCUAUCGGCUUAUGAAAGAGAGACAGUUUUCGGAAUUAAAUGCCAAGUCGUGACAACGUAUCUCCUCGAUCCUUUCGUUAACUACUCCCAUCUUUUUUUCUUUUUCUUUGCACAUAUACUCUUUCUCUUUUUAUCCUGUUCAAUUUUAUAUCCUUAUAUUAGUGUUUGUCAUUCAAAAUUCACAAAAUCCAAAUCUGUUACUAUCGGUUUUCUAUGGUGAUAUCACGGUGUAGCAAGAUCCAAUUGACAAAGAAGAAAAUUUGUGCAUGAAACAAUAUAAAUGUAUAUGAACAUCAUGUGUGCUUUUCUUACACAUAUAUGUAUUACAUCGGUACGAGGUACGAUAGUGUCUCGUCAUAGAUCUCUUUUAAUUCUAUCAGUGACUAAUUAAACGUGGAAAUUCAGCAACUUUAUGGCUGGACAAUGCGUCAACCAGGAUAACAACGGAAUAUAAAAAUAUCAAGAAAUCCUUGAAGUUCUAUAAGGAUUUUCUAUUCUCGUCUUUGUUCCUUUCGUCUCUCUUAUGGCACAAAUUUCGUCGAACGAAGCUUUAGAAGAAUUCAAAAUAAAAACAGGACAAACGCACAGCAACAACGAAAAAUUGUAAGUCUAACGAAUAAAUAGUGUAAUGACUAGAAUAGGAAGAAUUGUACAAAAAGCUCAUGGAUCAAAUGGUAGAUAAUGAAAAAAUAAAUCAAAUAAUGCGUAAAGAUUAUUUCUGCACAUCAAAUUCAAAAGAUCGUCCGUAUUUUAUAACAACUUUAUACUCGAUAGAGUAUAAAUCAUUUAUAAGAAUAUAUAAAGAUAUACGGCUGUCUUUUUCAUAACUGACAAAAAGAAGCUUCACAAUGUUAAACAGCGGGCAAUCGCUACAAAACGAGAUUGACUUGUAAAAAAAAAAAAGAAACAAAAAUUGGAUUAUUUGACGAAUAUUUAAAAUAAUUACUAUAAUUAUGGAUGAGAUAAAAGUGGCGAACUUGGGCCAAGCGGCAUCAGCCGCAUGCUCGAUGGCUACAAAUUUCUUGGCGCCAGUGAAGACCGAACGGCAGAUCUACGAGAAUUCGAUGCUCGAGGACGAUCCCAAUGCCAAUUCGGUGGUAUCAACUUCACAAGAAGACAGAACCGUACCGAGAUGGGGUCCCAAUCAUAAGGGUGCUCAAGAAUUGGCAAAUCUUUAUAGCACUGGAAAAAGGACACAAGAAUGCAUUUGUGUUGGCAUCUGCAUUACACUCAUUAUAAUUAAUUCAAUAUUUAUUCUUGUCAGAUUAAGAUUAGAAAAUUUGAGCUCAAUAGUAAUAGCAGCAUUUUGUGGCAUUGUUACUGCAGAUUUUGGAUCUGGAUUAGUUCAUUGGGCUGCCGAUACAUGGGGUUCUGUAGAACUUCCAAUUCUUGGAAAGAAUUUUUUAAGACCAUUUCGAGAACAUCACAUUGAUCCAACAAGUAUAACAAGACAUGAUUUUAUAGAAACUAAUGGUGAUAAUUUCAUGGUCACAAUUCCAUUCCUUUAUAAAUUAACAUGGGAUUUCUUAACUCUCCCAGAAUCAGAGAUACAACAAAAAUUUGUGUGGACUUGUUAUUGGUUUUUACUUGCAAUUUUUGUAGCAAUGACUAAUCAGAUACAUAAAUGGUCACAUACAUAUUUUGGAUUACCUUCCUGGGUUGUUUGGUUACAAGAACAUAGAAUUAUAUUACCUAGAAAACAUCAUCGUGUACAUCAUGUUGCACCACAUGAAACUUACUUCUGCAUUACUACUGGAUGGUUAAAUUGGCCACUAGAACAACUUCGUUUUUGGUAUAUCUUAGAAAUUAUAAUCGAAAAAGCUACUGGCUGUAAACCCAGAGCAGAUGAUUUAAAAUGGGCACAAAAACGAUCUUGAGAAUUAAUAUAUUUUAUUAUUUUAUGCAUUUUUAUGGAUAAAAAGAAAAUUUAACAAGAAAUGAAAUUUUCCAUGAAUUUAUAAUUUCAUGGACUAAUAUAGAAGGAAAUUUCAAAUAGAACAUGCUAAAAGGAAAGUUAAAUCCAUAUUGUAAUUUUUUUCUUAUAUUUAGCACUACGAGGCCUUUCCUACAAAAUAGGUAGCGUAAUUAAAGACAUUUAGUAUUACUUAAACAUGCUUUUGAAGUUUACACAUCUAUAAUAUAUAUAUAUAUAUAUAUAUAUAUAUAUAUGCAAUAAUAUAAAUAUGUAUAUACAUUACAUAAAAGAAAUGUGAGUAUAAAAUCACAUUUGUGUAACUAUGAAUUACGAAUUAAUAAUUGGCCUGAUGAAUUAAGCAAUUAUACGUUUAUGCACCGCACAAUCAUUACACAAGUUAUAAGCACAAAUUUUAAGCAAAGAAAAAGAAUAUUAAUUUAAAAUUUUAUAUAAUAAUUUAUGAAGUAUUAUAAAGCUAUAAUCAAAGUACUGCAGUACAUUGUGGACAAGAAAUAUCGCGUAUUAUAUUUAAAUUUUAAAAAACUAUAAAAUAAAACUAAAUGUAAAAAUAAAAUGCAUUGAUACAUGUAUAUUAACUAUUAAUGUACAUGUAUAUAUAUAUAUGCAUAUUAUAUGUAUUUUUUGUAUACGUAAAUAUUUAUAUAUUUAUGAAUUUAAAUUUAUUGCUUAUAUUUGUCGCGUAUCUAAACAGUGUAAUUUUUAAAAAAAGAUAUAAUUUACAUUAAUUAAUAUUCUAAUUUGUACCAGCCUAAACUGCUGUUUAAGUAUAUAUCAUCAAUUUCCCUGAACCUCUGAAAAUUUUUGAAUUAUAAAUUUAAUAAAAGAAAAUUAAUUUAUAAUGAAAUAUUUUAUCGGAUAUCAAUUUAACUGCUAUUUAUUUACAAUAGAUGGAUUCUAAAAUAUUUUAACAUUUUUCCUCUUCACAAAAAACAAAAAAUUAGCUAUUGUUCAUUAAUAAAUCUAUACAUUUUUUAUAUAUUUUUAUAUGGAUCAUCAGUAAGCAUUGAGUUUAUAAUCAUUAAAAUUGGCAAUUCAAACUUAAUCUUAAUUUAAAAAAUUAGAUUAUAUUGUCACAAUCUGAGCUAAGAUUUACGUAACAGCAUUAUACAAAACAAUAUUAUAUAAAUAGAGCAGAAAAAAAUAAUAUAUUAUUUAUAAAUAAAAUCUCAUUUUUGUUUGAUAUCAUUUAAUAUCUUUAUUUAAUAAUAAUAAAUUAAAAAAUAUUCUUUUUUAUUCGUCGCAUUUCUUAGCUCAAUGACAUAAUAAUUUAAUAAAUACAAAGGUUGUAUAAGGUGCUAUGUAUAAAUAUAAGUACAAGUUUUAGGUUCAGGGACCAAUAAAAGAGCUAAUUGCUCUAUGCAGCAGUCUUCUAAAUAAUUGGUUUGAUUUGGAUAAAGUAUACUGAUUAGAAAUAUAGCAGUAUUUUUACAAAUGCUAUUAAAAUUCCUGCUUGAUUUUUAUAUAUGCCUUUUUAUUGGCUACUUUUUUCAAUGGCUUUGUAAUUUUCAGUAUACUUUAUGCAGAGCUUUACCACAAUAUAUGUUCCUUACAAGCAAAUCAUUAAUAAUGUCUUUUUAAGAAAAUAUUAAUUAGAAGACAUUAUAAUUAUUAUAAAUAUCGUAAUUGUUAUUGUUGUUGUUAUUGUUAUAAAAAAAAGUAUUAACUUUUAACAAACUUGUCAUAUAGCAAUGCGUGCCAGAACUGAAGCUUUCUUUUGAUAUAGAUCUAUUUAAUAAUUAACUAAUAACUAUACAAAGCAAAAUGAAACACAAAAAUUAUAUUUUUGGCUAAUUUAAUUUUCUAUGCAAUAUAUUGAUGUCAUUAUUAUUACUGCAAACUUUG